This is a messenger RNA of Haplochromis burtoni (Burton's mouthbrooder), 2048 nucleotides long. It is a transcript of the gene sys1, whose product is annotated as SYS1 golgi trafficking protein. The transcript is spliced from 4 exons. Bases 289 to 759 code for a protein of 156 amino acids. Gene Ontology annotation, biological process: Golgi to endosome transport; Golgi to plasma membrane protein transport; protein localization to Golgi apparatus. The record is from RefSeq and is a predicted model, not a curated record. NCBI's taxonomy places the organism in Eukaryota, Metazoa, Chordata, Actinopteri, Cichliformes, Cichlidae. Gene Ontology annotation, cellular component: trans-Golgi network; Golgi membrane.
CUUUCCGGGCAAACUGUUCUGACUUCCGUGUUGUUAACAGGGUUUAGCUAGUCCAAUGUAGUGUACGAUGAGGCCCGGUUAAGUAACGACAGAAUUUGGGGAACUUUGAAGAGCCAUAGGGAUUAUCGUUGAUCCAGCACCCUUAAGACUUUCUGACCCGCGGGCAGAUUUUUUAUUUUUAUUUAUUUUUUAGAUCACACCCACAAGUCACAUCUGAUGGGCCAGCAGUUAACAGUUGUUAGCAGUUGUUAACGUCCUUUGUGUCUGUACGUGGAACGUCAGCCAGCAAUGGCCACUCAUUUCCGUAGCUACAUCUGGGACCCGGUCCUCAUCGUGUCCCAGAUCGUGCUGAUGCAGUGCAUCUACUACAGCUUUUUGGGCCUGUGGUUGGCUGGAGUGGACAGCCUUGUGCAGAGUAGUCGGUCAUUGGACCAGAUCUUCAGCUAUCAAGCUCUCGGUUUUGCAACCGUGCAAGGCAGGCUCUCAAUGAUGGCAUUCAUCUUGAAUUCUCUUACCUGCGCCCUCGGUCUGUGGUUCUUCAUCCGCCGAGGGAAACAGUGCCUGGACUUCACGGUCACCGUGCACUUCUUCCACAUGAUCGGCUGCUGGAUAUAUAACGCUCAUCUUCCAGCUGCCUUGUCCUGGUGGCUCGUCAACAUAGCCUGCAUGGCGUUGAUGGCUGUAAUUGGAGAGUACCUGUGCAUGCGGACUGAGCUCAGGGCAAUUCCAGUCAACACUGGACCGAAAUCUAAUCUGUGAAUUUUCUUUGGUGACGGGCUGAAAGAUUGUGAAGGGUAAUCCUUGAGGGACUCACUGAGGAGGGUUUUUUUCCACCCUCCACUCUUGGAAAAGAAAAAGCACAUGAACCUCUGUCAGCACGCAUGUCGGAUUUUCGUGCUUUGUCUGUUUCCAUCAAGUGGUUCACCCUCCCGGACCUGAUCUAUUUAUUCAUAGCUGCACAUUAAAUAUUGGACAGUGCAAAUUUGUAGCAUAUUAAGACACCUGUUUUAAGUCUUUUGAAAGCACAUGCCAGUUUACAUCCUUCUCUAAACUAAAUGACUACAAAUGUUUUUUAAGUAAGUUUUUAUGUUGAAAUUCAUUAUUUUCAUUCCUUAAUUUUAAGACAUUUUUUUCUGAUUGUUGUUAAAUUUAGCAGACAUACACAUACGCAAAUUAAAAAGCUCUGUCCUAACAGCACUUUAAAGAUGCCGGUGUGCAAACUUCACAUCAAAGUUUUAGUUACUGCUUCUUAAAGCUGCUUUUAAACGUUAAAUAUGGGGAGAAAUGUGUUUUUAGACAACAAAAAGGUACAGUGCUUAGCAGAUUUAUUAGAUCAUCUGUCACAAAGACAAAUAUUUUAGAAAUCUGUCAAAAAACUUCACCUACAAAAACAAAUGUUUCAAAUCUGUAAUGGAUGUAAAAAAAACAACAACUGUAAUUUGGCACCUUAAUAAAGAAAAAGUGCUUUUGCACCAUUUUAGCUCUUUUCUUUGGUAAAACUGUAAAUUAGAAAAUAAUUGAUAAUAAUUAUAUUUUAGUACUAAAAAUAUCGUUUCAGCUGCACACACUGGUGGAUUAACCAUUACAGAAAAAUAAAAAAAUAUUUUUAUUGGUAAUUUAGGGCAGCUGUGGCAUAAAUCUUACACUGGUGGUCUAAUAAAUUUGUUAAGCACUGUAUGCUAAUCAGUAGGUCAUCAUGUAAAUCCAAAUAUAGGAAAGAUUUUAUGCGUCAUAAUUGGGGCUCAAUAAGUGGUCCAAAGUAAUAAAAACCAGGCUCAAUUUGAUGUUUCCUACAUUCAGCCUCCUAAUCCUUGUUAAAUGCUUUUCUUUUUGAGUCUGUACCACAUUUUGCACAGCAAGCAUUGUUGGGUUCUGUCUCUUUAUGGCAUGAUGUAUUAUGCAAACCGUUUGGCCACUUCGGGGACAGUUUGUCAGCCACCAGCUGCGUUCUGACAGCUGGCUUUGUCUGUGCUUCUGAAAAAUUGCUGUUCGGGGAGGAUGUGAUGGGGAAAGUCCUAAAACGUGCGGCUCUGAUGUCUUUUUUUUUU